AUGCCACACCGUGUCGGUUUAUGCUGGGCUGCUUGGUAUCUGCUCGUUUCUGCGUACUUACUUUCAAUUAAUGACGUUUACAUCAUGCGUACCUCUCAUGCAUUUGAACGAUUUACUCUCAGUUUAGUGCCACACGCGCAACGAACGAACGAAAUCAAGCGCAGGAUAACUGUUGAUCAGCAAGACGUCAAGUACGGAUCCAAUCGAUAUCGUGCAAAACUAGGAGCAGAAAAUAAAGUGUCAUCAGAGGAGCGCUACGACGACUUCCACCGCACCCAGUCCCAGUUGAAAAAAUUGAAAGAAACACUACCGCCCCUACCAACAUCUGAUCAGCUGUACAACGACAAUCAAAUGUUGCAGUGA
Molecule: messenger RNA, 363 nt
Organism: Haemonchus placei
Lineage: Eukaryota; Metazoa; Nematoda; Chromadorea; Rhabditida; Trichostrongylidae
Source: the annotation of a GenBank genome assembly